Molecule: messenger RNA, 2791 nt
Organism: Perca flavescens (yellow perch)
Lineage: Eukaryota; Metazoa; Chordata; Actinopteri; Perciformes; Percidae
Product: protein kinase C and casein kinase substrate in neurons protein 3
Exons: 11
Coding region: 389-1555 (388 amino acids)
Biological process (GO): plasma membrane tubulation; cytoskeleton organization; regulation of endocytosis
Cellular component (GO): plasma membrane; endosome; cytoplasm
Molecular function (GO): protein binding; phospholipid binding
Source: RefSeq, a predicted model, not a curated record
UGUGAGGGAGGAGAAGGAGGGAAGAGGAGGAAAAAAAAAGAAAGAAGCCAACUCAUCUGACACAACAGUGGGCCAAAGAAAGGGGAAGAGCAGGAGCAGCACUGUCCAGAACGAGUGGAAAAUCAAAGUUGGAGAAGACGAGUAGAAGUGUAAAGAAGACAAGACGGAGAAAAAGAAAGAGCCUCAGAGUCUGCACAAAGAUUGAACUGGGUGAAAAAAAGCUGCCAAACAAAAUAAGGAAAAGGGGGUUGAAGCAGAAAGGGCCCCAACAUUUAGAGAGGACUUCUAAAAACUGGGGAACAAAUUUCCUGCCCGACCUGCCAAGAGACUAUAAAAAGUCUGGAGGACCCCUGCUGGAAUUAGAUCUGUGCUGGUACGUGAAAACAGGAUGUCAACGCUACCAUCAGAAAACAGCAUUGAAGAUGCCUGCAGUCGCAGCUUCUGGAUGCCUGGGAACUAUCAGCCCACUGUGAAGCGAACAGAAUAUGCCUUCCAGGCCUGUAAUGACAUAGUGGCAUGUUUCCAAGAGAGAGCUCGCGUGGAGAGGCAGUACGCCCAGCAGCUCAGUGAAUGGAGCAACAAGUGGAAGCCAGUAGUGGACUCCAGUCCUUUAUACGGAUCUCUCCUGAAGGCUUGGCAGUGUUUUCUGUCUUCAGCUGACCGGCUGGCCUCCUUACACGCCUCCAUCUGUCGCUCCUUGGUGUCGGAGGAUGGAGACCGGGUCAGGACCUGGCAGAAGGACACCUUCCACAAGAAGUUAUUUGGAGGCUUUAAGGAGUCCCAGGACAUUGAGAUGGGCUUCACGCGUGCUCAGAAGCCGUGGGCCAAACGACUUAAAAAGCUGGAUAAAGCCAGGCGGGCGUACCACAAAGUGAGCCGUAAGGAGCAGGCAGCCAGGGAAAGAGAGGAACACUCUCAGGGGAACCCAGAUGUUGCCAUUGACAAACAGAAGAAGAUCCAGGAGGAGAGAGAGCUGGCUCAACAGGAGGCAGAGAAGGUUCGGGCCCGGUAUGAAAAAGUCCUUGAGGAGGUGAACCGCUACGCUCCACGCUACAUGGAGGAGAUGGAGUCCAUCUUUGACCAAUCGCAGGAUGAGGAGCGCAAGAGGAUUGUCUUCCUCAAGCAAGCCUUCCUCUCCAUCCACAAACACCUGGACAUUACCAACAACGAGAGUGUGAGGGCCGUAUACAAUGAGCUCCACAACACACUGAUGGCCAUUGAUGAGCAUGAGGAUCUUCGCUGGUGGAAAAACACCUACGGGCCCGGUAUGCCCACCGACUGGCCUCACUUUCAGGAAUGGAUGGCCGAGAAGAAAACCAAAAAAGGGAAGAAAGAAGUAGAAAAGAAAGGAACAACAGAGAGGAGUGUGAUGAUUGGAGGAGUGAGAGUAAGAGCUCUGUAUGAUUAUGUUGGCCAGGAGACAGAUGAGCUGUCAUUUAAAGCAGGUGAGGAGUUUUUGAAGAUCGAGGAUGAGGAUGAUCAGGGCUGGUGUCGGGGGAUGAAGGACGGCGGGUGUGAGGGGCUUUACCCAGCCAACUAUGUUGAGGUGGUGUAGUUAGUGCAUCUAAACUAAAAAUGAAAGAUCUUGUUACAUCAUGUGCUUUGUUUUACUGUGGAAGUCACAACCUGGUUUAAUGACUAAAUGUCAGAAACCUAAAACCAAUGCUGUACAAAAAAAACGCCAAGUAGCUGUUAGCCAAAGAUCUGGUCUGUGAUGAGCGUAUGAACUUAAGAGCACUUCAGAGGAUAUUUUAGCAUAUAGAGAUUUUUUUAAAACUAUCCAGGCUGUAUAAUCUCUUGAAGGAUUUUGAGAAAUGUUUUAAUAUAUACAGUAUGCAUAGACCACUUGUAUUGAAGCCAUAUGAUAAACAAUGCUUUAAUGUAAAAACGUGCUCUUAUAUAAUGAGCCAUUUGGUGCUGAAAUUGCAUUACAAGACAGCUAUUUUCCUUAAGCUGGCUUUUUUUAUUUUUCACCUCGACACAUUUCUAUUAAAAUGCUCACAAAGCCUCUCAACAUAUGGAGAAAGUACUGUGAUUAUAAUUAAUCCAAAGCAGCUGUACAAGUGGAGUCAGCUUUAUGGAAGUAGAUAACCUGUUUUUUCUUCUUUUUUGUGGUUUAAAGGAACAGUUCAACACUUAGGAAUAUGGUCGUUUGCUCUCAAAUACACAAUGAAUUGGGAAGAUUGACAUUAGUUUCACCUCUGUGUCAGGUAUAGGGGGAAGUACUAGCCUAGCAGCAUCAACACACAUUCCAGGAGCUCAAGUGCUGUCUUAUUUGUUAUCUUGUGUACUUAAAGUGGCUAUAAUCGAUAUAUUAACAAGUUAUGCUAUGACACAUACUGUAUGUGAAAGGUUUCUGAAGAACUGCCAAACUGACCUGGAGACUGCAUGCAACAUCUCAGAUGUACUUGUGAAAACAAAAUUCCGGUGCCUAUUGUGUUGAUGACUAGUUUUCUAGCUAAUAAAAUAUGUAUAAUGGCCACAGAAGAUACUGAUUAGCUGGAUGGUGGUGGUUAUAAUCUUAAAGUGGAAAUCCCCCAUAAUGCUUACUGUCAACAGGUAUAAAGGUACUGCAGGGAAUUAUGACAAAAAUACUUAUCCUUUAUGCUACAUCACAAACAUUAAAAAUAAAUGAAAAUUUAAACAUAACUUUUAAACAAGCCUGUUUAUAUCUUGUCAGAGACCAUGGUAUAAUGACUCUGAGGUACCUAUAUAGUGCCUGACUUUACACUACACCUGACAGCAGGUAACGUUAGCCUACCUUUAGCUAGCAGCUGGAUUAAACACGGUU